Messenger RNA from Chenopodium quinoa (quinoa), 1695 nucleotides. Its product is annotated as putative disease resistance RPP13-like protein 1. The transcript has 3 exons. Gene Ontology annotation, biological process: defense response to other organism. The coding region runs from base 1 to 1695 and encodes 564 amino acids. The record is from RefSeq and is a predicted model, not a curated record. Lineage: Eukaryota; Viridiplantae; Streptophyta; Magnoliopsida; Caryophyllales; Amaranthaceae. Gene Ontology annotation, molecular function: ADP binding.
AUGGCAGUAGGCGAGACAUUUCUGUCAGCGUUUCUGCAGGUGUUGUUUGAGCAGAUGCUGUCAACUGGAGGGAGUCAGUUCUUGAAGUUGAUUGGCGGAGUCGAUCUGCCGAAAACAAUAAAGAAAUGGAAGAUACAACUUACCAAGUUGGAAGCUCUGUUGGAUGAUGCUGAGUUGCAGCAGUUUCACAGUAAACCUGUCAAGUUGUGGCUGAAUGAUCUCCAAGAUUUAGCUUACGACAUUGAGGAUCUCUUGGAUCAUUUUGCUACCGAAGCUUUAGUUUACCAGUUGAAAAAGGCGGAAGAAGAUGAAGCUUAUGCAGUAAUUGAUCACUCAAACUCUGGGAUUCUAGUCAGAAUGGCGCAAACCAUUUGUGUAUGUGGUUCAAGAGCUGCAGAUAGUCUCUCCACCUUUCUCAAACCUGUUGAUCAACGCAUUCGAGACAAGAUUGAUGACAUUACGAAGCGCUUGCAAGAUAUUCAGGACCAGACACAGAGUUUGAGUCUGACAGCGGCACACAUGAUGCAGCAGCAGACUCUCCAAACAGAAACUCUUCGAAGCCAGAGAGAAUCCACUUCUUUGGUUGGGCAGGUUUUUGGAAGGGAUGACAUGAAAGAAGAGAUAAUUACAAUGCUACUGAAAGAUGAUCAGAAUGCUGUAGAUUAUGUUGUGAUUCCUAUUGUUGGAAUGCCUGGCAUUGGAAAGACGACCCUUGCUCAGUAUGUAUACAACGAUGAACAGAUGUAUGUAUACAGAGGUGAGCAACUCUAUGCUCACAACGGUGAGCAGCAGAAGUCUAAUUUUGAUCUCAAGGCAUGGGUGUGCGUCUCAGAUGUGUUCGAUGUCAAACGAGUCACAAUAGAUAUAAUUAACUCGGCCACCCACAGCAAUUUCAACUGUAGCAACUUGGAUCAGGCACAAUUGAAAUUGCAGGAAGUGCUAAAAGGCAAAAAAUUCUUUAUUGUUCUAGAUGAUAUCUGGAGUGAGGAAUAUGGUGAUUGGUACAAGCUGCAGGAACCUUUCCGACACGGUGCAAAAGGAAGCAGAGUGAUAAUGACAACCAGAAUUGACAGUAUUGCAAUGAUGAUGGUUACUAAUCCAACUCAACGCGAUAUAAUCAAGUUAGAAAGGUUGUCGAAAGAUGACAGUUGGCUUAUAUUUCAGCAGCAUGCAAAUGAAGAUUCUGAUCUUGCUGAGAUGCGGGAUAAUAUUAUAGAAAAGAUCAAUGGAUUGCCUUUGGCCGCUAAAGCUUUAGGAGGUCUCCUUAAAAGUAUUCCAGACAAGAGCCAACGCCGAAAGAUACUAGAGAGCAAUGUUUGGGGUGAGAAGAGCAGUGUUUUACCAGUUCUAAGGCUGAGUUACCAUCAUAUGCCUUCUCAUUUGAAGCGUGUAUUUGCUUACUGUUCAGUAUUUCCAAAAGACUACAUCUUCAAGGAGACGGAACUUGUCUUACUAUGGAUGGCUCAGGGCUUCCUACCAGAAACCCAAAAUGAAAGAAUGGAAGAUAUGGGCCACAAGUACUUCAAUGAUCUUGUAUCAAGGUCAUUAUUUGAAAAACCCCCAUCUUUAAAUGGAAAAGAGUUCAUCAUGCAUGACCUCAUCCAUGAUAUGGCUCAAUUGGCUGCAGGUGAUAUCUGUUAUAUAAUGGAUUCCAAGAGAGAUGAUCUUGAAAGACAAAUAUUAUUUGAGAGUUGA